UAAUACUUGCACAUCUUGAAAGAAGUCAAGUCUCCCAUGUGACCUGUACACUUCCUCCAAACGACACUUUCUUUCUCUGUCUUUACCGAUACAGAAUUUGAUCAAUAUUCUUUGGUAAACAACGUGAACCAGUGUCAGAGCAAUGCACAAGCAGCCCGGGCUGGUACUUCCUGGAGCUGUUCAGAUGAGGAUCAAAAACUCUCAAAGCAACUCUGGAGAGAGACUCAGCCAGACUAAGUCUAUGGUCCUUCCAGACCCUGAGACACUACAGAAACCUGUGAGCUCUAUUAAUCGUCACCGGAGGAAUCAGUCUCAACAUAACAUGGAAGCUUCUGUUGGGCUGCAGCCUGUUUUAAAAGAAUAUAUAAACAAAGCCAAAAUUGCUGAAGGAGGGAAGAAAUUAAGGAAAAACUGGACUUCAACCUGGGUUGUUCUCUCCUCUAGUCAGCUAUUAUUCUAUAAGGAGAGCAAACAAGAAGCUGUGGCUAAUUUGAAACCCAGUUGUAGACCAGAUGGUGUGGAUCUGUGUGGGGCUGCAAUCGGGUGGACAACAGAGAAAUCAAGCCGAAAGAACGUGGUGCAGAUCACCACCCCUACUGGCGAUGAGUUUUUGCUACAGGCUGAUCAUUUUCCAACAAUCUGCAAAUGGCACGACACCCUCCAAAAAACAGUGGACAGUCUGUCAAGCAGAACUGGAGGCCAGAGCUAUGGAAGAGCAGCCCUAAAGAAAUCAAACAGUACAGAAUGUUUGUCCAGACCAAUCUGCGAUCCACCUAAACCCAAACCAAAAGACUCCAAAUCUGAACACAGACGCUCUAUCAUGUUCAAGCUGAAUUACAGCGCGUCAGACAGUGCGGAUAAGAACGGUGUCAAGAACAGACUGAAGAAGUUCAUCUCCAGAAGGCCCUCUAUGAGAACACUACAGGAGAAAGGCAUUAUUAAGGACCGUGUGUUUGGAUGUCACAUAUUGACCCUGUGUGAGAGAGAAAAGACCACAGUGCCCAGAUUUGUCAAGUUGUGUGUGAAGGAAGUAGAGAAACGAGGCCUGGAGGCUGAUGGGAUAUAUAGGGUGAGCGGCAAUUUGGCCGUUAUCCAGAAACUACGCUUCCUAGUCGAUGAAGAGGAGGAGCUUGACUUGGGCGACAGCCAAUGGGAGGACAUCCAUGUCAUCACCGGAGCGCUAAAGAUGUUUUUCCGCGAGCUGCCAGAGCCUCUGUUUCCCUUUCGCUUUUUCGACCUGUUUGUGGAAGCCAUUAAAAUUAAGGAGACCACACAGAAGAUUCAAGCUUUGAAGAAACUGAUCCAUCAAUUUCCCAAAUCCAACCACAACACAAUGAAACUGCUCUUCCACCACCUGAGGAGAGUCUUGACCAAGUCCCAGCAGAACUUGAUGUCGACCCAGGGCAUUAGCAUUGUGUUUGGACCAACUCUCAUGUGGCCAGAGUUUGAAUCUGGAAAUAUGGAAGUCAAUAUGGUAUAUCAGCAUCAGAUAGUGGAGUUCAUUCUCAUUGAAUGCCUGGAGAUCUUUGGACCAGAGGGCAAGUGACAGGAAAAUAAUAUGGUGGGAAAAAAAUAAAAUAAAUACGGUGUGAAAAAAGUUCUGGAUUUGUUUAUAUUUGCCUUUAAAAGUUGCUUUACAUAUUUUCAAGUUACAUUCAUAAAUACAUAAACUGUAUUAUAAUUCCCAUUUAUACACGGUUUUGCCAGUUAUCAUACCUCAUUAAAAAUAUCGACAAAGUUGAAAAGCUGUAUAUUUGUAAUGAUGUAAAUUCAUUCUAGACAUAUAUUUGUGGAAAUGCAUUUGUCAACAGAAACAUGAUAGUUGGUAUGCGUUUCGUUUAAAAUUAAUUUGCACUUAUUUUUUAGAUGUUUUUAGCUAAACCAGACUGUACAGUUAUUUUAGUUACACAUAAUAUUUGUUACAUUAGGUGUUUGCUUUGUUGUAUUGAGAAUUUGUGAUGUAUUAAUAGUAAACAUGUGCUGUAAGUGUUGUAAGACAGAUACAUUGUCAAUUUAAAAAAGCUUUUUUUUCAUUAAAAAGUAAACAAAAAUA
Triplophysa dalaica is the source of this 2053-nucleotide messenger RNA. RefSeq names its product Rho GTPase activating protein 15 (gene arhgap15). Lineage: Eukaryota; Metazoa; Chordata; Actinopteri; Cypriniformes; Nemacheilidae. The record is from RefSeq and is a predicted model, not a curated record. Gene Ontology annotation, biological process: regulation of GTPase activity; signal transduction. Gene Ontology annotation, cellular component: cytoplasm. Bases 143 to 1546 code for a protein of 467 amino acids. The transcript has 14 exons.